Messenger RNA from Alternaria atra, 3429 nucleotides. RefSeq lists its product as uncharacterized. The transcript is spliced from 8 exons. The record is from RefSeq and is a predicted model, not a curated record. Lineage: Eukaryota; Fungi; Ascomycota; Dothideomycetes; Pleosporales; Pleosporaceae. The coding region runs from base 1 to 3429 and encodes 1142 amino acids. Gene Ontology annotation, biological process: protein quality control for misfolded or incompletely synthesized proteins. Gene Ontology annotation, molecular function: ATP binding; protein binding; ATP hydrolysis activity. Gene Ontology annotation, cellular component: mitochondrion; cytoplasm.
AUGGCUGCUACGCCAUCAGACAGCAACGGAGCCUCUACGGGCGACCAUGAACUUGAGGUCAUGGCGGACAACAAGCCCAGCCUUCCAGUGGAGGAGGAUAUCAUGCAGUUAGCUCGACUGGGAGAGAUCGGGGCUAUACAGAAACUCUUCGACAGCGGCAAGUUUGAUGCGACAUUCAAAGAUGAGCAGGGCAUAACACCGCUACAUUGGGCCGCCAUCAACAAUCACUACGCUCUCUGCCACUUCCUUAUCCAAGCCGGUGCGCCCAUCAACGCAAAGGGCGGCGAUGCCGUUGCAACACCCGUCCUCUGGGCUGCGAAGCGUUGCAACUACUACAUUGUCAAUCUCCUCCUUGACCACGGCGCCGACCCUCUCCUCACCGACGACCAGGGCUUCAAUCUCCUGCACAGCGCGACGCUCGAUGGCAAUGUGUACCAGAUCGUUCUGCUGCUACACCAGGACAUACCGGUGGAUAUCCCAGACCCCCAGAGCCACACCCCACUCAUGUGGGCAGCGUACAAGGGCUAUCCGUCCUGUGUAGAUUUGUUUCUGAGAUGGGGUGCGAACGUAUAUGCGACAGAUGACCAGGGUUUCACCGCGCUACAUUGGGCGCUCGUAAAGGGAAGCCAAGGAUCAAUACAGAAGCUGCUAGAGUAUGGGGCAGACCGAUUCGCCAAGAAUAACGAUGGCAAGACACCAGAGGUUACGGCACAGGAGAUGAACACUACCCGACAAUGGCGUCGCGCUCUUAUGGAAGCUGGUUUUGACCGAAACGGAAACGCGAGACAGUUCCCGAUCCCAGGUGUGAAGGACACGAGGUGGUUUUUGAGCCGAUUCAUAUUCUUCUGGCCGUUUGCUAUACUCUUCGCUGCGCUUUUCCUCGUUAGUCAUUACCCGGCGUUUAUUGGUAUACCCUUGGCGUUGAUUGUUGCGUACCUCAUGCAAUGGGGAGCACAGAAGCUUUUGCGAUGGGGUCCCUCGAACAUGCGAAGCAUACAUCAUACUCCGUUCUUAGCCGGCAUCUUCGCUGGCACACUGUUCUGGGUUGGUCUCCGCUGGGCAACAACAGUCCUCCCCUGGACGAUUCGGACGAACUUCUUUCUAAACUUUCUAUUUGCGGCAUUUUACGGACUCACGGCCUAUUUCUACUUCUUCACCAUGACCGCUGAUCCCGGCUUUGUACCCAAGUCGUCGAGCAGGAGUGCCUCCAAGGCGGUUAUUGACGAGCUUAUGGAGCUACGACAAUUUGAUGAACGCCACUUCUGUGUAAACUGUAUGGUGCGGAAACCCUUGCGCAGCAAACAUUGCAAGAGGUGCGAGCGCUGCGUUGCGAAGAGUGAUCAUCAUUGUCCAUGGGUGAACAAUUGCGUCGCGAACAACAACCACAGACAUUUCGUGCUAUAUGUGUUAUCACUAGAACUCGGAAUUGUCUGUUUCAUAAGGCUAGCGCUUGCUUAUUUGGAAAUACGUGAUGCGCCCAAGGAUUUCCCCAAGUGCGCGGUCAUCUCACCGGAGCUUUGCAAAGUCCUCAACAAAGACCCAUUCACAAUUGUACUCUCAAUAUGGGCCGCCUUCCAGUUGACAUGGGUGACCAUGCUUCUCUGUGUCCAGCUUCUCCAGAUCGCGCGCAAUCUUACAACCUACGAAAGCAUGCGCGGACAUCUUCAUGGUGGCACACCUGCCGACGCAAUCAACUCCUUCGUGACGACUGGCGAUACUAGUCAAGACGUAUCUGGUGGUGCAGGCAACGCCCCUACGAACGGUUUCGGCUCCGGCCAAGACACAGGCGAUGCCCCACGUCGUCCUCAACCCCAGGCUUCUAUUUGGGACCAAUGGAAGCGUCUCCUUGGAAUCGACACCUUCCUCACUAUUGCGCUUCACGGAAGCCAAGGAGAGCAGAUAAUGCGGCAAAGACGAAGCAACCCCUUUUCACGAGGUAUCGCUGCGCGUGAGUAUGCAACUGAAGACCCUGAGCGAACCCAUGGCCCCAUGGCCGAGUACGAUGCGCGCGUCGAAUCCGGACGAUUACGAGACGACGAGCACCAACGCAAUAUUAUCAAAAACCUUCAAGAUCUGCACGACAUGUUGAAAUCCUACGAGCAACCGCCAGUCCAACAACCUACCAUCGAGUCCCUCCAACCGCCCAAGAAAUCCUUCUUCUCCUUUCUUUCAUCAUCCAAACCCGCGGGGUCGUCCCUACCACCCAUACCGGACUCGCUACCAAAGGGCAUGUACAUGUUUGGCGAUGUAGGCAGUGGAAAGACAAUGAUGAUGGAUUUGUUCUACGACACACUUCCACCAAACAUCAAGAGAAAGACAAGGAUACAUUUCCACGCCUUCAUGCAGAGCGUACAUAAAGAUUUACACAAGAUGAAGAUGCAGCACGGGAACGAUAUCGACAGCAUACCAUUUGUGGCAGCGGGCAUAGCAGAACGCUCCUCUGUUCUCUGCUUCGACGAGUUCCAAUGUACGGACGUUGCUGAUGCUAUGAUCCUCAGGAGGUUAAUGGAGAGUUUAAUGGCCCAUGGGACAGUCGUCGUCACGACGAGUAACAGACACCCAAACGAUCUUUACAAGAAUGGAAUACAAAGGGAGAGUUUCGUACCUUGUAUCAAUCUCCUAAAAACGAGGCUUACCGUAUUGAACCUGGAUUCUUCGACAGAUUACAGAAAGAUCCCACGGCCGCCAAGUGGUGUGUAUCACCACCCUCUAGACGCCUCUGCACAAACACACGUAGAGAGAUGGUUCCGCUUCCUCGGCGACUUUGAGAACGACCCACCGCACCCGGCCGUUCACGAGGUCUGGGGAAGAGAAGUCCGUGUGCCGAAGGCUAGUGGGAAGUGUGCCGUGUUUAGCUUCGACGACAUCAUCGGACGCGCUACGGGAGCAGCCGACUAUCUGGAACUCACGAGGCAAUACGAGGCGUUUGUCAUUACAGGGGUGCCUGGGAUGAACUACAGGUCAAGAGACUUGGCGCGGAGAUUCAUCACCUUUAUAGAUGCCGUGUACGAAUCCAGAGCCAAGCUAGUAAUGACCACAGCUGUUCCCCUAACAGCCCUUUUCCUCGACCAAUCCGAAUUAAACGACGCUGUAACCGCUACACAGAAAGCUGGGAAACUUCCCACCACCGCUUCCUCUUCGUCCAAACCACCUGCUAAAUCUCCCGAAGCAGAUGACCAUGAAGCUAUCUCGGACGUUAUGCGUAAUCUCAUGGAUGACCUUGGCAUGAACAUGGAUAUGUUGAAGAACAGUAGUAUCUUCUCUGGCGACGAAGAACGAUUCGCGUUUGCUAGAGCGUUGUCGAGGUUGAGUGAAAUGGGAAGUCAGGAAUGGGUUGAACGUGGAUUGGGUCUUGAAAAGAGAGGUGGAAAGGGAGAGAUGGAAGGAUGGCAGAAGGUUAGGAGUAGAUGGAGAGAGGAUAACAUGUAG